UCGAUUGCACUGUCAAAUCUAUGGCAUUUCUUGAAGGUGAUUCCAGUUAUGGCUCUUAUGGUUGGAUGCCUUGGUGAUCUUCGUGAGAUAUCUAAUAGAGCGCAUCUUAGUGUUGCUUCUCUCUCGGCCUAUUUGAAUGAGGUUCUGCCUUCAAUUCUUUUUGUGAAGGCAAAUAAUGCAGAACUCUGCGAAAAUGUCAGGUUUCAGUUGCUUGCUUCCACUGACUGCUCUGCGUGUUUAGACAAGAAGAAAAUGAAGGCCUUAAUUCCACAUAUAAUACAGAUCUUUUAUUUUGGGCUAUUGUUCACAAUUUGUGCUGGCUCAGUGGUAGCUUCAAGAGAUUCAUUGGAUUGUUCUGCAAUUGUUUCUUUCAUAACAUCAUUGUACCUGUUGAUCGAGCCGAUUCAGGGUGUGGGUAAAGCAUACAAUGAAUUAAAGCAAGGAGAGCCAGCAGUAGAGCGCUUGUUUACUUUGACAAGUUUUAUACCUCAGGUGAUUGAGCAGCCAGAUUCAGUUGAAUUAGACCAAGUUCUUGGAGAAGUAAAAUUUUCUGGUGUCUCUUUUAGAUAUGAAGAUAGUACACAAUUUGUUUUGAAUGGUGUGGAUUUUCGGAUCAAAGCCGGAGAGAUUGUAGCUCUUGUUGGGCCAUCAGGAGGAGGAAAGACUACUGUUGCAAAACUUCUUCUUCGCUUGUAUGAUCCUGAGCUUACUUAUUUUCUAUUGACAGGUGUCAUACUUAUGGAUGGCCAUGAUAUUCGAAAUAUACGACUGGAAAAUCUAAGGAGGCAUGUUGGUCUCGUCUCUCAAGAUGUAACACUCUUUUCAGGGACUAUUGCUGAAAAUAUUGGGUAUAGGGAUCUAAUGGCUGACAUUGAUAUGGAGAGGGUUGAAUUUGCUGCUAGAAUUGCAAAUGCAGAUGAAUUCAUUGAAACACUUCCAGAUCGGUAUCAAACCAAUAUUGGACCUAGGGGCUCAAGUCUGAGUGGAGGCCAAAAGCAAAGACUGGCAAUUGCAAGGGUACUUUAUCAAAACCCUUCCAUUCUGAUUCUGGAUGAAGCUACUUCUGCUUUAGACAGCAGGUCUGAGUUGCAAGUGAGACGAGCUCUGGAACGGCUGAUGCAAAACCGUACCGUGCUAGUCAUUGCACAUCGUCUGGAAACAGUUCUUAUGGCCCAGAGAAUUUUACUCUUAGAUGAUGGUAAGCUUCAGGAGCUAAGUCGGUCAUCACUUAUAGAUGCUCAACAUACAUCACUGGCUUCAUUGGCUCUUGUAAUAUGAUGCUUUGAGAGGGAAUUCGGAACAUCCAUUUACCCAAUAUGAAUUUAUUGUUAAAUUGCAAAAUCAGCUUUGCACCUGUACGGACAUUCAUCCUCGGGCUUUGUUGCAGGGAAAAUGGUAGUUACGAUUUACGACCCUAAUGCAAGUGCCAGUCAUGUUCAUUUGUUGUAUACUUGCGUUUUACUAGAACAUUUAUUGUUGUACUGAUGUUAAUGUAGUUUAAAGCACGCACGUGUAUUUCGAAUCUUGUUGAUUGCUGUAAACUUGCGUUUUAGACAUCAUACUAAUCUUCUUAUCGUAGAUCAAAAGACUCGGAC
Molecule: messenger RNA, 1595 nt
Organism: Coffea arabica (coffee)
Lineage: Eukaryota; Viridiplantae; Streptophyta; Magnoliopsida; Gentianales; Rubiaceae
Source: RefSeq, a predicted model, not a curated record